Messenger RNA from Monopterus albus (swamp eel), 3904 nucleotides. RefSeq names its product PWWP domain containing 2B (gene pwwp2b). Gene Ontology annotation, molecular function: chromatin binding. Lineage: Eukaryota; Metazoa; Chordata; Actinopteri; Synbranchiformes; Synbranchidae. The coding region runs from base 329 to 2185 and encodes 618 amino acids. The record is from RefSeq and is a predicted model, not a curated record. The transcript is spliced from 3 exons. Gene Ontology annotation, cellular component: chromocenter; nucleus.
UAAAAAACUUAACGCCAUUACGCUGAGAAAACUGAUGCAUUCCUCAGAUUAAAGUCGACAGUGAUGAAUAGCAUCAAACAAGUCGGAGUGAGACAGAAAGGGUAGGCCUUGUCUUGGGAGAUUUUUUUGCUCCUCUAGCACAGAGAGCGUGAUGUCAGCGGUGGCAGUGCAGUUGUAAUUGACUUGGUGGGGGUGAUGGCGUCAUUUUGUGCCCUGGUGUAGCCUCCUACUCCAAUAGCGAAGGGGAGACGGAUAUUUGGCCGACGCGACCGUGGCUCCCUUGGCCGGGAUCGAGCACUGCCGAGCCGGACACUUCACCCCGGGAAAUAUGGAGGCUGUGGCCGAGGCGCUGCGGGCCGGUUCUCGGGUACCUGUCACUAUCGAUCAAAUAGUUAACGAUACACUAGUGGUGACGUUGACCUAUCGAGAAAGGAGCUACACUGGGAUAUUACUUGAUUGCAACAAAAAGACUGGGCUGUUCUGUCUACCAGAUUUCACACCAAAAUCCGGGGACUGCCCAAUAUCUAAACCAAGUUGUGAAAUCCCAGAAGAUCUGAAUGAGGAGCAUGUUUCCAAAUCUCCUAGCCAGGCUUCACAUAGACCAAAGGAUGAAAACAUUCUCCCUGAAAGCAGCCUACCUGUUGCACCUCUUCCCUGCCCUGUGCCAGCUGGACAGACUCCUUACCCUCCUUAUUUUGAAGGAGCCCCCUUCCCUCAACCCUUAUGGGUGCGCCACAGCUAUAGCCAAUGGGUACCUCAGCCCCCUCCACGACCAAUCAAGACAAAGAAGAGGCGGACACGAGAGCCUGGCCGCAUGACCAUUAGUACUAUCCGUCUGCGACCACGGCAAGUACUGUGUGAAAAGUGCAAGAACACACUGAAUAGUGAUGAAGAUAGCAAAGAUGGCCUAAGCAACACCAAGACUUCUAGAAAGGAGAAUGCAUUACACAGUGAUGAUGAUGGUGAUGAGAAGGAUACCCCCUCUAAGCUCUCAAGGAAAGAGGAUGUAGUUUCCAGCAAGGACAGUAAAAGAAGGGAAAAUGGCACCAGCCUUGACAACAAGCGCCUCAGGAAGGACAAAAGAGGAGAAUCUGAUGGGGAAAAGUUCCCCGGAGGUGAUGUUAUCCCCCACAGCCCUGUCAUAAAGAUCUCCUACAGCACUCCACAGGGCAAGGGGGAGGUCAUGAAGAUCCCCUCACGAGUCCAUGGUUCAGUCAGACCGUUCUGUCCCAAACAGCUGGUGCAAAAUGGUGUGGGAGAAAAUGGCAAGGCGCCUUCUGAUCCCACCAAGGAACAACGGCACAUUCUAAAUGCCACAAGGUCUGGCCUUACUGUGUCCAUUCCCAAACUCAAGCUAACCAGGCCUUUCACAACUGUGGGUCAAGAUUUGCCUUCUCCAAAGGUCCGCUUGAAACCCCCUCAGAGGGAGGGUGAGGAGAGUGUGGUCGAGUAUGAGGCUGAUUUUGUGGGAGGCACUAGGAGACGAAGUCCCAGGGUUCCUGGUUCCUGCCUCCCCCUCUCUGAACGCUCAGGGGAAGGCAAGAACACACUGGAGUUGUGGUCAGGGAGUUCUGGAGAAGAGGCCGAGCGCAGUCACAGUGACCUCACCCUUCUUAUCAAUUUCCGUAAACGCAAAGCAGAUUCUUCUAGUCUGUCAGUCUGCAGCAGUGACAGUCUAGAUGAAUCCAAGUCCUUCAGCUCUGAUGGCACCUCACCAGAGCUGUGUGACCUGGCACCUGGUGAAGACCUCUCUGUAACCUCAUCUUCUGUAUCUUCACGUGAGGACUGCAAGACAGUGCCACCACUUACAGUGCGGCUGCACACACGCAGCAUGACCAAGUGCAUAACAGAGGAGGGUCACGCUGUGGCGGUAGGUGACAUCGUAUGGGGAAAGAUUCAUGGUUUUCCCUGGUGGCCAGCACGUGUCCUCAGCAUCAGCGGCACCCACAAACAGCAGACAGCCAGCUGCGAGGCACAGUGGCCCCAGGCCAAGGUGGCAUGGUUUGGGUCACCCACCACCUCCCAGCUCUCUGUUGCUAAGUUGUCACCAUUCAGAGAGCUCUUCAGGUCCCGCUUCAACCGCAAGAAGAAAGGGAUGUACCGCAGAGCCAUCCUGGAGGCAGCCAAGGCUGUGGGUCACAUGGGCCCAGAGAUUACAUCGCUGCUUUCCCACUGCGACACGUAGAAGCUGAGGACUGAAGAGAGGUCUUCUGGGUUUUUCUGAAUUCUCAGACUCUGUCAUCAAGACCCAGGAGGGAGUAUGUGCGGUUGCCAUGGCUACUAUUUAUGUGCCAUUUUUUUUUCUCCAUUUUCACAAGGCUGGUGGAAAAUGGCCACCAAGGUGGACUGUUAAGACUGAACAAGGGUCUAUGAUGAACUCGGCUAUUCCUCCAGAUUUUUUUUUUUUUGUUUGUUUAUUUCUUUUGUUCUAGAUUUAAUCAGAUUUCAGUAGAGCCACAUAAUGACACUACAAGGACCCAAAUGUAUUUAUUAUCUGUAAUGGUUUAAUUAUACUACAGUCUAGCAAAACUUCCCAGUCUACUGCUGUCAUUACCACGGUCCUUGCCACCGGUGUCUUGACUGCGAAGUCCGUUCCCACCAGCCAGAAUAAGCUGGCAACCCCACCCUCUGGAGACAAGACAAGACAUUUUCCCAUGGUUUCAAAAGUCUUAUCCUGAAUCCUCUUCUCAAAAUGUGAACGGCUCCGUCCAGCGACAGCAGUGACUGUUCCAGCUAUUCUAGGGAUCACAGUGUUCCAUUCUUGUAACCUUCUGCGAUAUUAGUCGGAUUUGUGGAUGAACUGAAACUGAACUCUGGUCCUCUCCAGAAUCAUGUUGCAUCUCUCUUCCAUUUCAUUUUUAACUUUAACAGUGUCAUGUUGACAUACCUCCCCCAUCAACUCUUGGUUUUCCUCAGAACCAUUGUUACAUCACUUUAAUUAUUUAAAGUGUCACAUUUAAGAAAAAAAAAGCACUUUAUCUGUACCUUGGUGGCCUGCUGUAAGCUCACUGUCUGAAACCCUAUUACGAGAUACAGCCCUGAUAGGCAGUAGGAGAGUUCAGAAGUCUUUGUGAUUGACUAUCGAUGGCCUUGAAGAUGCAACACAAAAGCUUUUUUAUUUUAUUUUAUUCUACUGUACGAUCUUGGGAACACUAGACACAGAUGGUUGUGUACACUGUAUUCUCGCAUUUGAUUUGGCUGUGUUUCUCUCUCAGCUUAUCUACCAUACACACUACAAAAAUCUAUGAUAAGCAUUUCCACUGGAGAAACAUUGGUGAACAGUGUGUCAAAGUCCCCUAUGCAUUAUAAAUUAAAGCUUUAUGAGUGACUUUGGGAGAAAAAGAAAAACAUGCUGUAAGAAUACUGUGAAUUCAACUGCUGAGCGUGCUGAAGAAAAGCUCGCUACUAGUCAAAGCCUGCAGUUAAAUUGUGUCACCCAGCAAGCAGACUGCAAUGCUGGCCUUUAGCGACCUUUGUGCUGAAAGCAAGAGACCGCAACUGUCAAGGGCAGCCUGGUCUGUGUUAAAAACUUAACUGAAGAUUGCACACAGUCACUCAGCCAACCAGCCCAUCUCCUUUCUGCCUGUCUGGGAACACCUUGUUCAGAUUGAGGCUGAAACCUGGCUUCAGUUAUUGUCAAUGAGAGGAGUGUGUUUAUUAGGGCAGUGGGUAAUACACUCCUCCCAUGUUGAUAAUCUACAGUUGGACAGUUUGCUGUCAAGCCUGCAUAGUUUACACAACAGGGAGUGGGAGAGUCUGCGUAUAUGUAUACCAGAGAUUUUCCCGUGUAUGAGCAACAUUAGCUGUCUACUGUUGCCCACAUUGGUCAAUGUUAUUGGCUACUCUUUUUUUUUUCUUUUCUUUUUUUUCUUUUUUUACAUGUGCUGUACAUAAAAUAAAAUAU